UGAUCGGAAGAAAUCUUCCCAGGAAAAUGCCAGGAAAAAGCCUCUAAUGAAUCUGACCAAAUACUUCAUUUUAAACACACACACACACACACACACAGAGACAGUCUCCUUAUGCUAGUGUGGAUUCAAAAGUAACGCAGAAAGCGAGCAUGUUCAGGAGCAGCAGCAGCAGCAGCAGCCUCCCAUUCCAAAUGCCCUCCACCAAGGCGGUGUACUCGGCCGCCGCCACAGCCGCCGCCGCCGCCAUGAUAGUCCGGUCAGCGAUCAAAGUGUACAUGCCCCCGGAGCUUCGAAGCUACCUCUACUCCAAGCUCCAACAGCUUCUUGGCUCGCUCUCGAGCCAGUUCACGAUUGUGAUCGAGGACUUCGAUGGCAUGAACCCGAACGAGCUCUUCAGGGCGGCAGAACUCUACCUCGAGCCCACUGUCUCUACCGGCACCAGGAGGUACCGGGUCUCCUUGCCGAAGAAGGAGACGAAGAUCUCCUUAGUGAUGGAGAGGAACUCCGAGCUCGUCGAUUCGUUCAAUGGGGUCAAGCUCAAGUGGAGGCUCGUGACGAAGUCGAUCAAGCCCAGGCACAUUGGGGGGUGGGACCCGUAUAACCCGAUUUAUGUGUCGGAGCUACGACGCCAUGAGCUGAGCUUCGACAAGAAGCACAAGGAGAUGGUGCUGACGACAUACCUGCCCUUCGUUAUGGAGAGGUCAAGGGAGCUGACAGAGGAGAAGAAGACCUUGAAGCUCUUCACUCUACGGGCCGACGGGCGGCACGUCGGCAGAGGCAACCCUUGGCAGUCGGUGAACCUUGACCAUCCAGCCACCUUCGAGACGCUGGCUAUUGACUUGGAGGCUAAGAAAGCCAUUAUCGAGGACCUCGAGAAGUUUGUGAAGAGGAAGGAGUUGUACCGGAAGGUCGGGAAGGCCUGGAAGAGAGGGUACCUGCUGUAUGGGCCACCUGGAACCGGGAAGUCGAGCCUGGUCGCCGCAAUGGCCAAUUACCUCAACUUUGACAUAUAUGACCUGGAGCUCAGCGAAGUAAGGAGCAACUCUGCUCUCAGGAAGGCUCUCAUCAGAACCUCAAACAGAUCGAUACUCGUGGUCGAGGAUAUUGACUGCUCCAUCAAGCUGCCCGAUAGGCACGGGCAACCCACGACCAGAGUCUUUAAUCAUCGUGGUCGGUUGAUUAGAGAAGAUAGGGGGGUGACUUUGUCCGGGCUGCUCAACUUCGUAGACGGGCUAUGGUCAACCUGUGGCGAUGAACGGAUCAUCGUGUUCACGACCAACCACAUAGACAAGCUUGACCCGGCGCUGCUACGCCCAGGACGAAUGGACGUCCACAUCCAUAUGUCAUACUGCACACCUGAAGGGUUCAGAACUCUGGCCUCGAACUACCUCGGGAUCACAUGCCAUCCGCUCUUCACAGAGGUCGAGGCCCUGAUCCUGAAGACAAGGGUGACUCCAGCUGAGGUUGGUGAGCAGCUGAUGAGGCAUGAGGACCCAGACCCGGCGCUGAAGGGGUUGAUCGAGUUUAUCGAAGAAAAGCAGGCAAACGAAGAUUCUAAGGCUCGUGAAGGAGGAUGCACAGCACAAGAGGCGAGAGUCCAGGGGGUCUUGGAGAAGAAUGAAAGCUCAGGACAGAAGCCAUUUGAGAUUUUCUGAAGAUAUGCUAUUCGUGAUGAUGUACCAAAAAUGUUGCCAAAAAAAUCCUUCAGAUCCAACAUAACAUUAGAAUCUCAAAA
Molecule: messenger RNA, 1735 nt
Organism: Punica granatum (pomegranate)
Lineage: Eukaryota; Viridiplantae; Streptophyta; Magnoliopsida; Myrtales; Lythraceae
Source: RefSeq, a predicted model, not a curated record